Molecule: messenger RNA, 5550 nt
Organism: Phytophthora sojae
Lineage: Eukaryota; Oomycota; Peronosporomycetes; Peronosporales; Peronosporaceae
Exons: 12
Coding region: 1-5550 (1849 amino acids)
Source: RefSeq, a predicted model, not a curated record
AUGCCCACCAAGCUCAAGCUGCUGCUGCUGAGCGACCUCGAGGGACAGACCGCGCGCGUGAACCAGCUCUGCGAGGAGAUCGUGAGCUCCGAGGACUGCGACGUGGAUGCCGUGCUCGUGACCGGCGGCCUGGUGGCCAAGCGCGGGCAGCACGACUACGAGGCGCUCGAGGCCGUGGCGGCCGCCGAAGGAGACAUGAUGGCGCUCAUCUCGCGUCUCGAGAUGAUCAUCUGCCGCGUGCUAUACAUCCCGGACGACAACGACCCGCCCACGACGCGCAGCAUCGUCGCGUCGGCGCCGUCGCUGACCCAGUACUCGUCCAAUGUGUACUGCCGAGAGGACCAGCUCGUUGAAGGCGUGGCUGUCAUGGGCGAAGCGCGAUAUUUCAAAUUGGUGAACGACGGCAAAAACCCCAUGCAGGAUCGUGACAUGGUGCUGGUGCUGCGCGACUCGGCGGUCAAGACCCGACUGCCCGUGGUGGAGAGCUCCUUCUUCGCCGGUUUGCUGCCGAUGCUGCAGUCCAACAAGCCAGAGGAGCCUCGGGCGAUUGAAAUUAUCGGUGGCAGCGACCAGCACCCGCACGCGCAGCUUCCGUUGAUCUAUCCAGGCACCACGUACGACUCGUACUGGGAGAAGCCUCGCCAAGACGCGCCGAGUCUGCGCGAGCUGGAGCAGCUGCGCGUGCUCGCCAUGUACGAAUUCGAGCCGCCGCUGACGAGUCAGGAGCUGGUGGGAGCGCUGCACGCCUGCGACAACCGCACGGAAGACGCCUACCAAUACCUCAAGGUGAGCCGCCGCCACCAACGCGCCAUUUCGAUCCCAGCGUCGGCGCCGCCAGCCACAACCAGCAGCAUGGGGACCCCGGAGCGCGAGCGCGAGAAGCGGCGCAUGAGCGCGUCGUCGGUGGACGCGAAUGUGACGCCCAGCAAGAGGCGCAAGGAGCACAACAGCUUUGCGCUCAUGGACGCAGAGGAGAAGAGCGAGGGAGAAGAGGAGACGCACACACACGAUAAGGACGCGACGCUGGACACCCAGCAGGACUCGGAGAUGGCCCCCACUGGUGCGGACUGUGCCAGAGCGCAGCAGUUGCUGCUGCAGACCGUGGAAGAUCGUGUGGCUGGUCUCCAGCCGCUGCGCAACCCGGACUGGGCGAAUGACGUGUGGACAACUCUGCAGGUCUCUGAUACGCUGGAGCUGGUCAUGCAUCUCAACUUGACAGUGGACGCUUUGGCCACCUGGGUGAAGGAUGUUGGCACGCAGGACGCGCAGGAUAUUCGGACGAGGGGUGCAGUGCUGACCGUUGAGGUUGCGGCCAGCUUGCCUCCAAAUGUAGCCAAUGCGACUGACUCGGUGGCGUGCUCGCCGAAAGAUGAGGUGUUGUCGAAGAAAGACGAAGAGGUUGCAGCUUUGGUGCAAACAGAAACCCAGAUGGCUGAGCUGAGUGCUUAUGCACGCGCCAAUGCUGCGAAGAGUGCCAUCGAGUGUCUGUCAUCGGCCUGCAAGGCGUACAUGGAUCGGCUGAACUGGUUCAACCAGACAAAUGAGAGGAACAGCAAAGACAGCACGGAAGUGGAGGGCGCACUUGAGACGCUACACCAGAAGCUUGCUGCGUUGUCGGACAAGAGCAUUCGUGACGUGAAGGAAGCGGAGGGGACGUUGGUAGAAGCCAAGCAGACGAAGGAAACUCGAUCGAAGCAAAUUCUAGUGUUUGUAAAGAAGCGCCAUGAAGAACUCAUCGCUGAAGGGGAGACAGAAGCUUCGGCGAGCCUCCAGUCUGUGGUUGAAGUCUGGAAGCGAGACGACGUCGAGGUGCAGGCACUCUGGACAUCUCGUAGUGAGAGUGAACAGCGCGUGAAGAAGUCGGCGCAGGCGUUGCAGGUUGCCAAUCAUGCGUUGGCUUUUCACAAGAACUUGAGCAUUCUGUUCCGAAAGGUUCGUGAGCGACGUGAAGAAGCACUGAAGAACUCCUGCAAGUCGUAUCAGGAAGCGCGCACGGCUUCGAUGGCCCGCGCGACAGCGGCGUUGGAAACGUUUAUCCCGAUGCUGGCGCGUGCGCUUUGCCGCUACUACGAAUUCCACUCGAUCCAACAGUCCAAGGCCAAGGAGGAAUUGCAAGAACAGGAGAAGGCGCUCGCAGCCCACAACGAGUAUUUUGGCGACUCUGCACCAAUCAAGAAGGGCGACAUUGAGCGUCGUAUUCGCGAAUUCAUUGGCGUGACGCAGAGCUCCACGCAAGUGAUCAUGGAGAUUGCAGAGGGUCAGCAGCAGUUAUGGGAGGACAAGCAGUCGGUGCUACCUGAGUCGGUGCGCCUUGUACUGAUUCGCGAGUUCAAGGCGUUAUGGUUGGAGCUGAGCGGGUCGAUGCGGGAUGUUAUGAAGAAGUUUGUCACAACUAUUGAGCUAGCGGCAGGGGGCGUCGUGGCGGUCGAGCCCCUCCAACAGUCCUCAUCUCCGGUGUUUGUUACGGUGACAAAUAACAUGGACGAGCAGGUCAUCCCGGCAUUUACGGUGCCAGCAUUCACAAACAGCCACAUUGAAGCGGUCACGCCGUACAGGACGGCGAUUUCGGCGAUUGUCGCGCCAAAUGAGGUCAAGAGUAGCUCCAGUUCCCCCAAGGCACCAAGCGAGCCUAGCAGCGAGCCAGCGACGCAGCCGGGCUCGAAUAGCUGGGCUAAUGCUGCGGCAACCGCGAGCAACGAGACCAGAGUGCCCUCUACGUUUCCUGAAGUACCUGAGCCGCGCAAACAGCGCCACGAGUUUUCCGUGGGAUCGAUCCUAUACUCGAAGAUUACCGUGGGCGAAAGCUGCACGCAGUUUGUCCGCGGUGUGGUGCUCAAGCAGCUGGACAACGACAUGUACCUGAUGCAGUAUGACAACGGCGACAAGUUCUCCGUGGGCAGCUCCUUCCUUUUCACCCAAGACCUGAUGGAAAAGAGUCUGAAAGCUGGUGGCGCGACGGCUCCUGCUGACCAGGAUACUGAAAUGGAGGAUGCCGAGCACUCUGGCUUCAGCGCGGAGAGCGCCGCCGCCCACGCGUGGCAGGAGAAGUUCGAGCAGCUGCAGAACGAGCUGGUGCUGGCGCAGUACGAGGCGCAGAAGUGGAAGGAGAAUAGUCCAGACCACACGGCCAAUCUGUUGAGUCCGACGCUGUCGUCUUUCGACUUUGAUGACGAUUCCAGUGAAGAUGACAGUGACGACAGUUGCGGCCAAGCUCCGGGCACGCCGCCGCCACUUGUGGAUGCGACGAGAAAUGAGUCGGAAGUUGUGACAGAAGGAGAAGAUGCCAAGCCGGAGACGAUACGCCGCCCGACUCGAACCAGUGACCGAAGCGAACCGUUCAACCCGUCGAUUGCACUGGAGCUGCGAGACCGGCAGUCGCUCAUGUAUCAUCUUAAUGCUGUAGGAGCCCCGGGAAGAGUGAACCGGUCGUCAACUACAGGUUCUGCACUGGAGGCGGUUGGUGGAUCGUCGCAGCGAAUGAUGGACGGGAAGAACGGAGUCGACGGUGACCACUCACAGCAGCAACACCUCAUGUACCGCAUCAUGUAUGCUAAGCCGUCAUCGCGCGAUAUUUGGCACGCGCGAGCCCACCCGCACAAGCUGCAGAAUGUGGCGCGUUCAAUCAUGUUUUCCAUGCACCUCAAGAAGGAGCACAUCUUCGAACGGUUUUUCGUUACGGGCAUGGCUCUCAGCGAGACGGAACGACAGCAUCAACCGUCUGGGCUCGCUGGCUACUGGAAACCUAAACUACUCUUUGACUACCCGAACCGAAUUAAUGACCCUCCUGAUGAAUCCGUCGCCGACUUUUGUUUUCCACGUGGUGUACCUCUGAUGAUGUGUACCCCCGAGCAAGCGGCGUCUAUCCGAGGCGUAGCAGUGUCCAAGUGGUUCACCGAGAUCGAGCCCCUCCAGAAGCAUAUCAAGGAGGCCCCUGAAACCAGUGGCUAUACUUUUCGUCUUACCGGUGCGAAGGGCGAAGUGCUGUAUGGAUUUUGUGUUGCAGUGAUGAAGGAUGUAACAACGACAGAAAGCGCAUCCAGUAGCGUCGCAGCACCGAAGAGCCCUCGUUCGAGCUGGACUCCCAGCUGGCUUAGUGGGAACUCCUCGUCACCAUCUAGCAAAGGGAAUCGGUCGGCCAUGACGAGCAAAAUGGCACCUGUAUGCUACUGCUUCACCAGCAAAUUCCCGUUCUACCGCUUCCAUUUUGCGGUACUACGGGCGAUCAUUGAAAACGAAACAGAACAGCAGAAAAUGUCAACCAACGAACCAGGGGCUGAAGCCAGCGAAGACGAGCAAUUUGAAAUUGUCUUAAGGCCGUUGCUGGAUCUCGCAAUGGAAUUCACGAUUUAUCACGAAGAAAAUCCGCGCUUACGAGAUCGACCAAAUGAUGUGGAGACGACCGAUCAACCCAACCUGGCUUCAAUUGCUUCAAAACUGAACGUGUCUUCAGCUGAGCAACGUGCGGUACUAAGCGAGGAUACGAACAUUAGCCUGAGCAAAAAAGAAGACACUCAGGCGAAUAAUGAGACGAGAAGACGCCCAAGCCAGCUUCGGAAAAGUCUCAGCACCGACGACAUCGGCAACUACAACGGGACUAACGCGUGGAUUAUGGAUAAACCCAUGGUGAAGAGCAUUGACGCUACUCGACCAAAGGAAUAUGAUCGGGUUAUCGUUGGCGACAUUUUGGAAGCAGUCGACAGUAUCGCGACAGCAUCAAUGACCUUCGAGCAAACGAUGACACUGCUUGAAAAAGGAAAUAGACCAAUGCGUUUGCGUUUUCGAAGACCUCACUCCUCGACAGCACCAAAAUCUCCGACCAAACGAUCGAAGUACCGGCGGUGCUUAUCAGCCUCUUCUAUCGACAUUUUACAUCGAGCACGUCGAUUCAAGAUCAGCGAUCCUGGGCAUUGGUCGACCACUCGAUUUCCAUCGUACGACUUUAGUUACCAGUUUCCGAAGCGCCAUUCGGAUCGAUGGGCGAUUGGUGUCGUGUUACGAUUCCUGACGCCGGACAAAGUGGUGGAAAUUAUGGCCUACUUGCUGCUGGAGAAGCAGGUUGUGAUCAUGGGUGACAGCCCCGCCAAAGUAUCUGCGGUCUGCACGGCACUUUUGCUUCUGCUCGCUCCGUUCCAGUGGCAAUCGACAUACAUCCCGUUAUUGCCAUCAGGGCUACUGGACUUCCUCCAUUCCCCCGUGCCGUUCCUCGCUGGAUGCCACUCGCUCAACGAAACCUCGGAAUGGUCCGAUGUGUGCUUUUACGACAUCGACAGAGAUCGCAUCGCGGUGCCAGCUGUGACGAGGCAUUUGGGUCCCACUUCCAUCCCGAAUGGUGUAGAACUGUGCCGCCUCCUUCGGAAAGCGAAGGAACGAUUUUGCGCUCUGCGUCCCACGGGGAAACCAUGGUACGAGCUCUCCGACGAGCAAGACACGAUCAUUACGCUGACGAUGCAGGAGGCGGAGAUUUUCCUACGUGAUAUGGGCUUCGACAUUUCUUCGCAGGACUUGGCGGCUUCGAUUUCAGGUAGGCGCCAAGCGCAUGAAGGUGUUUAA